Molecule: messenger RNA, 1929 nt
Organism: Acromyrmex echinatior (Panamanian leafcutter ant)
Lineage: Eukaryota; Metazoa; Arthropoda; Insecta; Hymenoptera; Formicidae
Biological process (GO): brain development; positive regulation of transcription by RNA polymerase II; neuron differentiation
Cellular component (GO): nucleus
Molecular function (GO): DNA-binding transcription activator activity, RNA polymerase II-specific; RNA polymerase II cis-regulatory region sequence-specific DNA binding
Source: RefSeq, a predicted model, not a curated record
CUGUGCGAAGAGGCAUUCCGACGCCAUCCAUGGACAACGGUGGUGAGCAGUGAGUAAGGCCACUGAGGCCAAGCGUGUAGUUCUCCGGACGCUCUCCUUGUUCGAUCGCAGCUUCGUUCAAAAAUUAAAAUCGGCUCUAUGAAAACGCGUCUCAUGAUUUUCAAAGUGACAACAGAGAUAGGCUUUAGUGUGAGCACAACAGUACGCUACAACGUAUGAGGGGACUGUUAGGACUAGGACCCGGAGUGACGUGACGGUGAAAACUCUGGUCUCACAUUAUGUGCUUAAUAGAUUGAGCAGUGCAGUGACCCACCUCUCAAUUAUUCCCCUAGUGAUUAUUAUUGCUAGGAACACGCCCCCUUUGUGAGACGAGAGUCUCAAUCACGGCAGCAAAAUUGAUCCGGACUUGCAUCGAGCCGCCGGCCACUUUAUGAGAGCCGGCGGCAACAUGUGUGACGGCUCCUUCACAGAAACCUUGCGUAGUAUGCAAGGGAUGACGGGUACGUCGCCACCGGGUAGUGUCGGUCACAUGGGGGUCGGCCUUAUGGGGGGGAGUAGUCCGCUCGGCUCAGCAGGCAAGAAGGUCCCGGUGGAGCACAUUAAACGGCCAAUGAACGCCUUCAUGGUUUGGUCGCGACUACAGCGACGGAAGAUUGCACAAGAGAAUCCCAAAAUGCACAACAGCGAAAUUUCCAAGCGGCUAGGUGCAGAAUGGAAGCUCCUUACGGAGGAUGAGAAACGCCCGUUCAUCGAUCAAGCGAAGAGGUUACGUGCACAACACAUGAAGGAACAUCCUGAUUAUAAGUACAGACCGCGAAGGAAACCCAAAACUUUGCGAAAAGAAGGCUAUCCUUAUAGUAUUCCGUACCCAAGUGUUCCCAUGGACGUUUUUUCUACAGGAAUGGCCGGUAGCAUGGGACAAGCUGCAAUGGGUUCCUAUUACACCCCCGCCGCGGCUUACGGCUCACUCUCGGCGGCUAGCAUGGCUGCAGCCGCAGCAGCGGCUGCACAACAAUCGGCUGCAUCUGGUCUCAUGUCUAGUCUCGGGUCAACUCCUCCGAUACCGGUGGACUCGAUGACCAUGAAAUAUUCUAUGGAGUCUGACAAAUAUCGCGCAGCCUAUAUGCCGCCCAGCACUCUGGCAAUGAGCAUGUAUCCAGAUCCUAAGUACUUGGAUUCUUCUAAUCCCAAAACUUAUUUGGACCGUACUUACUUAGAUGCGAAGGCAUACUUCGAGCAGUCGAAGUUGUACAUGGAUCAGAAACCCACUAUUGCAGAAUACAAUCGGCCGAACUACGAGCCCAACAAGCUCUACGAAGAAUCCAGCCCAAGUAGUGUCAUUGGCGGAAAUGGACCCGCAAGAUCACCGCCCGCAGAAUCGCCAGACACAAGCAAGCAACACGAAAGAACAGAACAAGGCUCAUCCAGUGCGAGUUCGACAUCAACAUCAUCGGCCGCGAGUCCCGGUGCUUUGCCAUAUCCGUAUCCCGCAUCAGUCCAAGCUAGCGGCCUGCUGACUCCGCAGAUGGCUCAAUAUGGUGGAUACCAAAUGGCACCGGCAUCGGGAAAUGAAUCUUUUCGGCGACCGUUGGUCAUUUUGUGACCCGAUAGAGCGUAGCUCUGAUCUAUCUUCGAGGAGCAGUUGCUAUGAUGGCUACCGCAGACUCGACGGAACGAAAUGACGAAAACGUAGACUUUUCCGGAUCAUCAGUCAUGGUUCCGAUGAUCAGAAAAAUGGAUGAUUCCUAGACAUUUUAAAAAAGGAUAAUUUCUACAUGUCUCUCUUGAUUGUGGUGAUUGUGAAUUUAACGAGGCAAAAAUAUUAAUAUCAUAUGUAUAUAUGAUCAAAUCAUCGAGGAAAAAGAUUUUUUAAAUCAAAAAGUAAAAAUUUUCCAACAACUCUAUUUCCUCAUUAGAAGGAAAUGACUA